CUGGUCCCUUGCGACAUCCCGCCUUUCAACAUACAUACCGCAAAAAGAACAUUGUUGCGCGUUUUCGAAUAAUUGAGUUUUUCUGCCACAAUGCCUUCCAAAGCAGUUAAUUAUCCCCUGAACACCCAGCAGAAGGAGCAGGACAUCAACCAAAAGCUGCAGCUCUAUGGGAUCUAUCAAGCUUUCAAAAAUGGCAAGCUCCCAUCGAACAAACAAUGCGACGUUGCUCUGAACAGCGCUCUCACUUCCAAGGCCCUCUCAUCGCCGUCCCAAGAACUCUCCGGCGAAGGCCAGGCUCUGGUCAAGGAUCUCCGACAUGUUAUAGAACAUGCUAAAAAGCUCGUACUUAGCAAGAACGAGGGCCAGCUCUUGCAGGAGUUCCUUUGGGAGGCACAGAACAUCUCCUCCGGGGACACGGAGAAACCAGGUGUGCCUGUAACCAAGGACUCGGCCCAGCAAGAUGCACAGGAGGCAUUGGAAGGUCUAAAGACCCUUGGCAGGCUUCUGAUCACCAAUGGGGAGUUCCGGAAACUGCUAAAUGAUGCUAUGACCCUUGCACGUGAUAUGGCUGGCGAUGUUUCCCAAAAGGCCGCGGACCGGGUUAGACCGUCGGCGGAUCAGCUUGCUCAGAUUGACGAACCGGCCGAAGAGAAUGUAUGGCACGAGCAGCCUGACUUCUCAAAGCACAAGGAUCAAUUUAGAGCUCGCUUCAAGAGAAACAAAGACGAAGUCGCCGAUACCACGGCCCAGGCUGCCACCCGUGGUCAAGAGCCCUCAUCAGUGUCGGACGUUGAUGCGCGUGCUGGUGUUGCUGCCGGGGCAGAAAGGGCCCAGCAAAAAGCUUCCGAAACUGUCCCCGAAGAGACAAAGGGUCGUGCUCGUGAAUACAGAGAGAGGACCAAGGGUUACCUGUCCGAAAAGGUGCCUCAGGAACGCCGGGAGCAAACCAUUUGGCGCUUGAAGAAGAUGGUUAUUGAAGUACAAGGUCAUUCGGAUUACCAACAGGCGAUCCGAACUCUUCUUUCCAUGGCUGAGAAGUAUGGUGGCCAUACACGGAAUUUGUCUCAACAGGGUGCUGGAUCAGUUCAGGGCUUCAGAAGCGGGGACAAAAUCCAGAGAAUGGAGACCAAUCUAAGAACUUUGCUCGAGCGUUUUGCCAACAACACGUCCCUUGAUAACCUCUUUGACUCGCUGGACAACAUCUAUCGGGAUGCGGAUAGGGACCCCGAGCUUAAGGGUUGGUUCAAGAACAUGGACACAUUCAUCCGGAAAACCCUCACGGAGCAAGGCUAUAUCAUGGAUGACGAUUGCACUCGCCAGUGGGAUCAAUUGACGGAUCAUGGCCGUUACCUAUUGCGUGACCGCUACAGGGACCACACCGAUCGCAUCCUCGAUGAGAUGAAGUUCAUUGGCGACCAGUUCAAUAAGGACCCUCAAAAUAAGGCUUUCGGGGAUUCAGUGCAGAAGCUCUUUGAUGACCUUGGCCGCGACACGAGCGGUAACAUGGCAUUUAAGAAGCACCUCCUCAGAGACAUAAGGGAUGUCAUUUUGCCGGCUAUCCUUGAGGAUGUUCGCUACGUCCCUGUUCCACGCAUUGAAGUGUCCGAUCCCUCAGCCGAUGUAGUUGUGGAAAACCUCGUCAUCGAAAGUGAUAACUUAAUGCCCAACGUUGUGGAAUUUGGCAGCGAUAACUACUUCCGAUGGGGACGCAAGAAGAUCAGCAACAAGAGAGACAACAAGGUUUUGAAGAUCAUGAUUUCGGUGUCUGGCAUCCAAGCUGACCUCAGAGAUGUGAGUUACUACAUCAAUCGAAAACAGGGAUUCCCUGCCAUCACGGACACUGGAGUUAUGGAUAUCUUCUUGGGUGGUGAAGGCUUUGGAUUCAAGAUUGCAGCCUCUACCGCUCAGAAGGAAGACCGUCAGAACUAUAUUAAGUUGGAAAAGGUGUCCGUGAAGAUCGAUUCCUUCAACGUCAAAUUGAAGCAAUCGAAACACAAGACACUUUUCACCAUCUUUAAGCCAUUGCUGUUCCGGGUUGUCCGUCCAACCCUGCAGAAGGUACUGGAACAGCAAAUCCGGGACGCUUUUGCCAAGGGAGACGCCUUUGCAUACGACAUUCAAAGUGAGGCGAAGAAGGCACAGGAAGCUAGUAGUCAGGAUCCUGCAAACGCGCCAAACAUCUACUCUCGCUACCUGGAUGCCUUCCGCGCUAGGAACGAGGACAAGAGACGAAAGGCGCAGGAGAUUGCUAAGCGUGACACCAAGGUGCAGACAGCUACUACCCUUCACGAGUCCCUCUUCCCUGAGAUCAAGCUCCCUGGUGGUAUCACCAGCAAGGCCACUGAGUACAAGGAGCUUGCGAUGAAGGGAGAACGCUGGGAAUCUCCCAUAUUUAGCAUUGGGAGCGCCUCGGAGUCCACUGAUAUCCCUAAGGCGGGCGAGAUUUCUCGCAAGCGGGCUUCACCUGCUGAGAAAGGCGGGGUCGACGGAGUAACCAAUGGUGGAGCGACCAGCAAUGGUGUCACGGCCCAAAAUGGUGUCACUAACGGUAGACACACAAAUGGAGGAGCGACCAACGGCACCACAGCUGUCACCGGCGCACCAACCAUGACGAACAGAGGCGGAAAAGCUAUGGAUGGGCGAGUUACGAAUGGCAGACAUGCUGUUCCUGACUCGAACGGACAUGCCAAGGCAUAUGACCACGCAGCAGCAUCCCAAAAAUUCUCUGAUGAAGUCAACCAAGCUUUCAGUAACGGACACGCUGGGACUGGUGCUCACACCACGGUCCGAGGGGCCGAAACUGCUUUCAAUCCCCAGACUGCAUAGGUUCAUGGCAGAGAAAGGUCGAGUUGAGCAGAUGGAUCAAACUAUCUACGCCAUCCUUUCUUGUCUAAGGUACUCAAGUAUCUCUUUCGUCUGUUAUCUUGCCUGUAUGGUGUGUACUUUUUGAUACCUUGUUUACGACUGUCGAUUUCUCUUUCAUAUGUUAUCCAAACCUAAUCUUGUCAUUAGU
Aspergillus sclerotioniger CBS 115572 is the source of this 3013-nucleotide messenger RNA. RefSeq lists its product as uncharacterized. The record is from RefSeq and is a predicted model, not a curated record. Lineage: Eukaryota; Fungi; Ascomycota; Eurotiomycetes; Eurotiales; Aspergillaceae. The coding region runs from base 91 to 2826 and encodes 911 amino acids. The transcript is spliced from 12 exons.